AAAGAGUCACCAUAUGCUGUCCCAUCUCUGAUUACAUGAUUAAUGUGCAUUGACGAUAUUAAGGGUUCAGAGAAAUUGGCUAUAGAGAACUAAUCCAUAUUUGCGUUUUCAGAUCUGUCUGGAGGAGAACACAAUGUUGGUCUUUCUCCCCCUUCUGAUGCUUAGUUGGGGUGCGCAUGGUGGUCUCCCUCAUCCAAGGCCAAAGUGCGAUCGCUGCGAUGAAAACUUUGCUUGUGACUGCUCUUCUUCAAAUCUACAGGAAGUCCCUGCCGUCUCCACCUCAGUCAAAAGUCUGGACCUCUCCUUUAAUGAAAUCAAGACUAUAGGACAGGAUGACCUCUGUGAUUACAGUAAUCUAGAGGUACUGAUUCUGAGGAGUAAUGUUAUUUCCUCAAUCGCCGAACAAGGUUUCUCAACUCUCAACAAAUUAGAGGUGUUGGACCUGUCAGAUAAUCGAUUAAAUGAUUUGUCCGAGAUGUGGUUUAAGAGACUCUCCUCCCUUAAACAUCUAAAUCUUUUGGGUAAUAAGUACGAAACAUUUGGGAAAGGGUCUCUCCUCCACUCAAUGGUAAAGCUUAGUACUCUCAUAGUUGGGAACCCGUUUCUUGCCUCAGUUUCUGAAGAUAGCUUUAUUGGGCCCAACCAUCUUCAGAGCUUUGUGUUCUAUGGUAGCGGUUUGAAGAACUACCAACCAGGGAGCUUCAGUCGAAUCAAUUCCAUUGAUGAAGUGACUGUUAGCAUCGAUGGCCCAUUUCAGAGAGACACAGCCCUUACAACAGACAUCUUGAGAGAUCUUUCACGCCCUGACACCAAAAUCAUCUUGUCAGAUUUGAGAAUCAGCAGGGAGCAGUUGAUGCCUUUUCAAGUGGUCUUUCAGAAGGGUGUCAAAAGCAUCCUCUUGAGAAAUUUAAGCUGUAGCACUGAUACCAUAGUUUCCCUGUUAGGCAUGACUCAGCAUUCAAUGCUGACCUCUAUUGGACUGGAGGAUUGUGAGUUCAAUGGAGAGCUAACUGUUUCAGUGGAAUUCCCAAAACUUGACUUUGUUAAUGAGAUUUAUGUAAAAAAUGUAAAACUGGCUAAGUUCUAUAUCUUCCCUGCAUUACACACCAUCACCCAACUGGUACAAAUCCUAACACACCUGACAAGAGUGGCCGUAAUUGAAAGCAAUGUCUUUGCAAUGCCCCAUGAAACAACAUUUCUUCUGUACAACCUUGAAUACAUGGAUAUGAGCAGAAAUCAAUUGACCGAUUUAACCCUGCGCGAAGCUCUCUGUGAUGGGCUGCGAAGUGCGUGCUUGCCGUCUAUUACAGUAUUUAAUAUUAGCAGCAAUUACAUUCGUUCCUUUCAAACCCUGAGUCACCUCUUCGAGGGAAUGAAAAUGCUGGCUGCCCUUGACCUGAGUCUGAACGUCUUCCACACUAUGCCCGAGGCCUGUGCCUGGCCCCAGUCUCUCCGCUAUCUGAAUCUCUCUUCAUGUCAGUUAAGAAGAGUAACAGCCUGUCUCCCUCGGACUUUGCAUGUCCUGGAUUUGAGCUAUAAUGACCUGACUGUAUUUGAACACAACAUGCCAAACUUGACUGAGGUUCAUCUAUCUGGAAACAGACUCAAGACCUUACCAGAAGGAAGACUCUUUGCACACUUGGAGGUGCUCUACAUCAAGGGAAACCCCUUCAUAUCCUUCAGUCAAAACCAGAUUAGUAACUACGGCAGCCUUAGGAUCUUGGAGGCUGGCGCAGACACCUAUGUGUGCUCUUGUGAAUUUGUGAGCUUCUUCAAGCAUGAACUCAGUCAUUUAGUGAAGCUAGACAGGAAGCAGGCGUACAUCUGCAGCUCACCGUUUGCACUGAGGGGGGUUGAAGUGACCGACGCCCACCUUUCUGUCUUUGAGUGCCAUGCUUCUUUGGCCUUCUCCACCCUGUGUGCGUUUGUGCUUGUGGUUGUCAUCAGUGCUGUGGUGAUGUGUCACAAGCUCCACGUCGUUUGGUACCUACAAAUGACAUGGGCGUGGAUACAGGCCAAAAGGAGGCCUGCAGCCCGUAAGGAUCAGGUGUGCUACGAUGCCUUUGUGUCCUACAGUGAGAGAGAUGUGGAGUGGGUGGAGGAGCUGCUGGUGCCUGAACUGGAGGGGGCCGAGCCACCGUUCCGACUCUGCUUGCACAAACGCGACUUCCUGCCUGGAGGCUGGAUCGCAGACAGCAUCAUGGCCGCCAUGGAGAAGAGCCACAGGACUCUAUUCAUAGUUACCGAGCACUUCGUCCAGAGCGACUGGUGCCGCUUUGAGUUGGAGUACUCACACUUCCGGCUGUUUGAUGCAGCCAUACUCAUUGUCCUUGAACCCAUCCCUGACUCAACGAUUCCCAAAAGGUUCUGCAAGCUGCGAAAGAUCAUGAACUCAAGAACCUAUCUGGAAUGGCCAGAGGAGGACAGCGAAAGACCCAGAUUCUGGCAGUCUCUCAAAGACACUUUACAUAUGCCUUAGUUGUUCAUAUCUAGCAAACAUUUUGUAACAUCUGAGUCAUCAUCAAAGUAAAUGUUAACUUUAAAUAUAAUUUGUAUAUAUCAAAAUUGUCAUAAUCUUUGUACAAUUUCUGUGUGAUUCUGUGGGUUUAGUAAUGUGUUUACCUGAGUUGAAUGUGCGUGUGUGGGAGGAAGGGGUCUUGGUUCGUUUUUUUCUGUUGUAACUGUGUGUCACAGUCUGAAAUCCAGCCUUUUAGAUCGUUAUUGAUUGAAUGACUGUUAAUUGACUAAAAAUGAAGUGUGACGUGUUGUUAAUUAAUUAUUAAUUACAUGAACCUGUAAAAUAUAGAUGAGUUUUGAAAAA
This is a messenger RNA of Clupea harengus (Atlantic herring), 2821 nucleotides long. It is a transcript of the gene tlr2, whose product is annotated as toll-like receptor 2. The record is from RefSeq and is a predicted model, not a curated record. Gene Ontology annotation, molecular function: protein binding; triacyl lipopeptide binding; transmembrane signaling receptor activity. Gene Ontology annotation, cellular component: signaling receptor complex; plasma membrane. NCBI's taxonomy places the organism in Eukaryota, Metazoa, Chordata, Actinopteri, Clupeiformes, Clupeidae. Gene Ontology annotation, biological process: inflammatory response; toll-like receptor signaling pathway; immune response.